CAACCUGCCAUUGGCAGAGGAAAAGCGGAAAAAACAUCUCUAUUCUAUCCUUCAUCACCCCCGGUGUACGCGCAGCCAUGCGGUUCGGCAAGACGCUGCAAGUCUCCAUCUACCCACCCUGGCGCGAGCAGUACCUCGACUACACCAAGCUCAAGAAGCUGCUGCGAGAUGAUGAAUCCGCGCCCUCCUCGCCUUCAACUGCUUCCGCUUCCCGAGCCGAUCCUUGGACGGAGGAAGAUGAGGGAGCGUUUGUGGAUGAGCUGGUGAAUGUGCAGCUGGAGAAGGUGCAUGCCUUUCAUCGGGAGACGUUCGAUAAGCUGCGUGAGCGGACGGCGAAGUGUGAGGCGGAGCUGGAUACUGUUGCUGUGUCCGAUGCUGGAGCAGCAGAGGCACCUGAGCUGCAGGGCAAAGAGCACGGCAAGGAGAAUGGGAAUGGCAAUGGCAAUGGCAACGGGAAGAAGCCCGUUCCGUCAGAGACGGAGAAGAGGAAGAUUCUCGAGCACGUCCUGUCAGAACUGGACCAAAUCACCAAAGAGACCAACGAGCUGGAGAAAUACAGUCGGCUGAACUACACUGGCUUCCUGAAGGCGGCUAAGAAACACGACAGGAAGCGAGGCGGCAGUUAUCGAGUCCGCCCUUUGUUGCAAGUCCGCUUGUCCGCUCUGCCCUUCAACAAGGAGGACUACAGCCCGCUGCUGUAUCGCCUGAGUGCCAUGUACUCAUUUGUGCGGCAGCAUCUCGAGGGCGUCGCUGUUCGCGGUCCGAGUAUGAAUGAGACGCACGAGGGCAAGGAGGAGUACACCAGUCACAAGUUCUGGGUGCACCCCGAGAAUCUGCUGGAGGUGAAGACGAUGAUCCUUCGACGACUACCCGUUCUGGUGUAUAACCCGCAAACCAGCAAGAUUGCCGAGGGCAGCCGGCCGGACCCGAGCAUCACCUCCAUCUACUUCGACAACCCCGCCUUCUCUCUGUACACGCAAAAAGUGGAUGCAGGAGCGGCGAACAGCCUUCGCUUACGAUGGUACGGCCAGCUGGACAACAAGCCGCCGAUCUGGGUGGAGAAGAAGCUCGUGACGGAAGACAACAUGUCGCAUGAGAGCCGCAUCACCACCAAGGAAAAAUACGUGCAGCAAUUCAUCAAGGGCGAGUACCACAUGGAGAAGCAGAUCAAGAAACUCGAAGCACGCGCAGGAGCCGAGAGCGAAGAAGCCAAGAACCUCCGAUCUUCGGUCGAGGAGAUCCAGGAGUUCAUCAAGGAGAACGACCUGCAGCCCGUGCUCCGUGCAAACUACACCAGAACCGCAUUCCAAAUUCCCGGCGACGACCGAGUGCGGAUCAGUCUUGACACCGAUCUGGCCUUCAUCCGUGAAGACGCCAUCGACGCCGACCGGCCGUGUCGAGACCCCGAGUCCUGGCACCGAACCGACAUCGACAACCAAGAGCUCGAGUACCCCUUCUCCUCCAUCCGCAAAGGCGAAAUCACCCGCUUCCCCUUCGCCCUCCUCGAAAUCAAGCUGCGCACGGCCAACAAGAAGGCCGAAUGGAUCCAGGACAUCAUGCACUCGCAUCUUGUCAAGGAAGCACCACGCUUCAGCAAAUUCGUGCACGGUGUUGCGCAAUUGUUCGAGGAUUACGUCAACACCUUCCCCUUCUGGCUGAGCGAGAUGGAAGUCGACAUUCGUCGCGAUCCGCAGCAGGCCUUUGCCGAGGAGCAGGAAAAGCGACGAAAGGCGGUGGAGGACGAAGUGGCCGUCGGCUCGCUGAUGAACAAAAGCUCGAGCCCGUUGGCCAAAGCCAGCGCAAAGAAGGGCGUGAUCAGCCCCGUCGGCAGUCCCAGCAUCGCCUCCAAACUCCACCAGUCCCCCCGGACCGAAAGCGGUCGUCUCGGCCACCAAGCCACCGAAGCAGCCACCCAACAAAACGACACAGUCGAAGAGCCCGACGAAGACGAAACGGGCGCGCGCACAUACGGCACCAUGUCGCGCAGCAACGGCAACGAAGCGCACGGCUUCGUCGGCGGCCUCAAAAACCUCAUCCCCUCCUUCUCCACCAGCAAAUACGCGCAGCACAAACGCCACCACCAGAAACUGCCGCCCGGCGUCACCAAGCCCGACUUCUGGAUCAAAGAUCAAGGCGACAUCAAAGUCGAGGCGAAGGUGUGGCUUGCGAACCAGCGCACGUUCGUCAAGUGGCAGCACGUCGCUGUCCUGCUUGGCUCGUUGAGUUUGGGACUGUACAAUGCCGCUGGCGAGCACAAUAACAUUGCGCGCGCGCUGGCGGUGGCGUAUAUUGUUGUUGCCGUGUUUGCUGGCGCGUGGGGGUAUGGCGUGUUUAUUUGGCGGACGCAUUUGAUUGAGAGGCGCUCUGGCAAGGAUUUCGAUGCUGUGCUGGGGCCUUGUGUUGUUUGCAUUGGGCUUGUUAUUGCGCUUAUUGCUAACUUUGCUUUCAAGUACCGACUCGUGCUCGAGGAAAGGGAGGGCAAGGCGGGCAUGGGAGUGAACGGCACUCAGUGGCUGUUGAACGCUGGAGAGUUGUAGGUAUUGUAUAGUAGAUUCCAUCACUCUGGCACACCUCGCUGGUGGCUGUCAUUAGAAUUGAAUACAGGCAUCAUUUCAUCCCGACUUGCUGUACACCGUACAUCGGCAAUUGACGGGCAUACCAAGCACUCGACGGUGCGUCCCAAAGAGGCAGUUCCCGCUCCGACUUCCAC
Neohortaea acidophila is the source of this 2710-nucleotide messenger RNA. Its product is annotated as VTC domain-containing protein. Gene Ontology annotation, cellular component: vacuolar transporter chaperone complex; fungal-type vacuole membrane. Bases 78 to 2537 code for a protein of 819 amino acids. The record is from RefSeq and is a predicted model, not a curated record. The transcript is spliced from 2 exons. NCBI's taxonomy places the organism in Eukaryota, Fungi, Ascomycota, Dothideomycetes, Mycosphaerellales, Teratosphaeriaceae.